GGCGGGGCGGGGCGGAGAGCCCCCGUGGCUGCCAUGGCCGCCUCCCCCUCUCCGCCGCCUCCCUUAAAUACUAUGGGGCGGCCGUAGCUGUGUUGGAAGCCGCUGCCGAGCGCACUAUGCGGGGUGUUAUCAUCUUAUUCACGGCGUUAGGUACCACGCUGCUCGGCGGCUGUUUCCUGCGGCUGAACGGCGAGCGGCCCCUCCGAGCCAGGGGCUGGGAGAAGAAAGCAGAGGUAGCGAACGUGACUCCGAAAGUGGUGCAAGCCUUCGGGUCUCCCUUAACAUCCCUUCCUCAGACCGAGAACAGAACAUCUGCUCAUAAAGAUGGAAUUCACCAGGUUGAACUGGACCCAAAAUGUAAGGCAAUUCAGGACAACAUUUUGUCAUCGUCGAACAAGAAGAAAAGGUAUACAGAAGAUUAUUAUCUUCACGUAGUCAAAAAACUGCAGAACUGCACCUGGGUAAGGAGACCAGAAGAAUCAGCAAAAUUCAGGUCAGAAUUAGCUUCCUGCUGUAAUGCAGUUAACAAUUUUAUUGCUUCUCAAAACAACACCCCACUGGGAAGUAACAUGAGUUACGAAGUGGACAGUAGAAAGACCAUCCACAUCACAGAAGACAUUUUUAGAAUGCUUCCUGCGUCCUCUCCUCUUUCAGUUUAUCCUUUCAAGAACUGCGCAGUGGUUGGAAAUGGAGGCAUUCUGAAAAAUUCCAGCUGUGGAGCAGAAAUCGAUCGUUCUGACUUUGUGUUUAGGUGUAACCUUCCUCCAACAGUGGGAAACAUUAGCAAAGAUGUCGGCAAUAAAACAAACCUUGUGACGGUUAAUCCAAGUAUCAUAGCUCAGAAAUACAGCAGACUAAAUAAAAAGAAGACAGAGUUUGUGGGGAACAUUGCAGCCUAUGGAGAUGCUUUCCUUUUAUUGCCAGCGUUUUCCUUCAGAAGCAACACAGCUAUUUCUUUUAAAGUCUAUCACACUCUGCAAGAGUUCAAAACAACCCAAAAGGCAAUAUUUUUCCACCCUACCUAUCUCAAAAGUCUUGCCCGGUUUUGGAGGACUAAGGGUGUAAAAGCCUACCGAUUAUCAUCAGGUUUUAUGAUCAUCAGUGCUGCUGUUGAGCUGUGUGAGAAUGUGAAGAUCUACGGCUUCUGGCCUUUCUCACAAUCCACAGAGAAGAUACCAAUCACCCACCACUAUUAUGACAACCAGCUGCCCAAACCAGGUUUCCAUGCAAUGCCCAAAGAAUACAACCAGAUCCUUCAGCUUCAUGGCAAAGGCAUUUUGAAGGUGCAGUUUGGUAAAUGCGAAUCAGACUAAAAAGGGUGAUGAUCCAAAGGAGACAAUUUGCGUUUAUCUUAGCACCUCGAUGUUGGAUUUGAUCUGAUGUGAUUUUGUGAGCAUUAAACUGCAUUAUUACAAUAGAUAAAUAUUUUAAAUUAGGGGAGAAAAGGAAGGGAUUUUUCACACACUGACUGCUACAUUCCUGAUUCCUAAGUAUUCGGUUUUUUUUAAUACAAAAUGAUGUGUAAAUUCUCAAUUUUCUGACUGUGGUUUUAAUUGUAGCAAAGCACAAUCUCAGGAUGGUGGCAAUAUAUGACAUUCGUGAUGUUUUUCUUCUUGAAGUAUCAUUAAAUUAUUUUGAUGUAAGGUCUCUGGUUUAAUCAGUAUCAUGGAACACGGGCAAUAGACGCUGUAUGGGAGCUGCCCAAGUUGGUAAUGAAUGCUUUCAAUGAAGAAGCUGGUCCUGUAAACACAAGUGUUUGUCUCCAUGAGAAAGGUGAUGAGAAGAGCUACAGUGGAGUUAUCAAUGGAGAGCUAAGGCAUUCUUAGUUUGUUCCAGGGUGCACAGAUGAAAACAAAUCCCUCAGGUUAGAGAUAGUCAAGUAGUUCACAUGCUUUAAUUUUGUGGCCAGUGAAUAACGCUGUGGAUGUAAUAGGAUCACUCCUGUGAAUUAUGUUAAUUUUGUGAAGAAGUGUUUGAGGAACCAGAGCUCUAUAAUUAUUUUUAAACCCCUCUUCUUGCUUGUAUUCCUGCCUAAGGUCCAGUUCAGCUCCAAAUGAGGACAAUCAGCUCGGUUUCAUGCUGCAUUCUCCGGAGUCCUGAUAGGGCAUGACUUUGCACACAUUCCUGCAAUCCCAAAUCCAUAUCCGUGCUGACAUACGUGAUGAUCUAUUCACUAGAAAAAAUAAUCUAUACCAGCCCUAGCAGUUUUUGUUUCUUUUUCACCUAGCAUAACCCCUUUCCCUAUGUGACUACUGAUAAAGAAACUGCACUGAGCAUUGUUAGAAGGUUUCUUUUAGACCCCAAACUCUUCUCCUAUACUGGAGCAUGUGAGAAAGAAAACUACAGUCACUUAAUUAAAACCCCAUGCAGUUCUUGUGCUAAAAGUUUCCAUAUGGUUCAGUGGAGCGACAUUCUGCAAUGAGCACAAGUGAAAUAAAGAUUCACAUUAACAAUAAUGGGAGCUACAGGCACUUGUUCUUCUAGCUGUGGCUGCUGGUAUAUUAAUGCUUAUACUUUUUUACUGCAGAAAGAAGAAUUGUUGUAACCAGUUUCUGUUGCAAGAGGCUUUUUUUUUUUUUUUUUUUUGAGUCUACUGAAUGAUCAAUUCAAUGAUAGAAUGUUCUUUUUCUCCUUUUAGUCAGAUACUAUCAGGUUUUCCCUUUCUAAAACUCAUCUUACUACAGUAGCACUAAAUCCCCAAUCAACUGAUAGUUUACAGAGCAUUCAGUAUUCCACUCAUUGAGGAUUAUUUCUGCAAGAAAUAAAAGCAAACCAAACACCCAGAAAACCUACUUAAAUGUAUUGAACCUUAUAAAAUAUACUUUUAGACUGAUAUAAGAGCAUUUCUAUGUUGCUGUAAUAUUUGAAAGCUUAACUUGCAGCAGUUUUAUAAUCACAUAAAUAAUCCUAGAAACGUUUGAAUCAGUCAUUAUCAUGUCAUCAGUCUGUUAGCUGAGAAAUGUUCAGGGUUUUGAUCCAUUUCCAAGAUAAUAUCAGAAUCUCACUACUCCGACCCCAAAGUGGCCCUAAACUCAGCUACAUACAUCAGCACCAAGUUCAUUUUUUCGCAAAAUAAGGUUUUAAAGAAAUAGAUAGUCCUUUGAGGUGUUGAAUGACGCCACCGAUACACAAGUGGACCACUGAAUGUCAGUAGGGCUUUUAAGAGAAGCAAAGAUGUCAUAAUUGAGCUGAUGGACACAGCUGCCUUACCAGCUGGUGGCUGAAAGAGGUGAACACAAGGGCUUGAUUCACUGAGACUGUUCUGGUUCCAGCACCACACAUCCAUGUUUUGUCCUCACUAGCAGUGGAAUUUGUGCCAGUUUCUGGCCACAGGCAUCUGCCACUCGUACAGAGCUUGCUGCUCUAAGACCUCGCAUCCACGUUAUGAGUGUGGUGGCUGAUUGCCUGCUGCCAGUCCCUAAUUGCACAUAGAAGAUAAGUUUACUGCAAGAAGAGCUCUUCUAUGCCAUAAAUCACUCAUGUAGACUGUACCUGAGUGUAACGAAGCUGUGAAAAGUGGUAUACUUGUACUUUGAGUGAUAAAAACAACUGGGACUGAGAACCACCUCAUAUUUCAUCCAGGAGACAAAACACCUGUACUCAGGUGAAGACUGUAGCUUGUUCCUGCUUCGUGUCAUGCAAAGAGGUGAUCUCAGCCAUGUAGCAAUUCCUCCUUGUUGUUUUGUGUUCUGUACAGCCUGUGGUUCUUUAUUUCAGAAGACUUCACAGAUUUUUUUUUUCAUUCCUUCCCAAAAGUGUCGAUUUUCCUCUGUCUUGGCUGGCUCCAUCAUCUUGAGCUCAGCCCAGGGAGAUAUCAGUGCCACAUGUGCAGUAGAGCAUUAAGGAGUUUCAGAGUCAGAACUACUGUUCUGUUUGCAGACAAGGAGGGUUUGCUAAUGCAGCCAUACAGCUGUCCUCUGUGCUUCAGAAUAUUCCUUGCCACAUAAAUCAGAGUAGACUUUAUGUCCAGGCAAGAGCUCCAUUCUGAAAUGCUGAAAUUUUCAUGCUGUAAUAAGCACCUGCUGGAGCUUUACUUUAGUAAUGUGGAUGUUGUGGUUGCAACUAGGCAGCUGCAGUAGCUCCCUGACCAAUCUGAAUAGCCUUGGAUUUAAUAAAUCACAAAUGAGAGCAAACAAGGUUCUGUGACAUGGACAGACACCUCGAUUUUUUCGUACUUUCAGCAAAGUUUAAACUUACCAGUGACCUGAAUGUGUGCUCCUUUCUGCUCUCUGAGCAGACAGAGAUUUAUGUGGAGCACAGAGUGUGUUUUUAAUGUAGCUUUCUUGGGCCUUGCUCCAGACACGAAGCUAUUAUGUGAUGUUCAUCUCAUCCACUUCCCAUCAGAGGAGUGCAGAUCUUUUACUUGGUUUUAUUACAGCAGUUGCUGCUGUGUGCUUGAUGGCUACUUCUUGUUAAUUUGUGCACAGGCCAGGCAAGCUAACAGCAGCGUCUCUGUGUGACAGGGUCCAGUUAGAUUAAUCAAGACUUGCUGAAUCCCAGGCGCUGCAGUGAAAGAUGUUUUCUCUGACAGCUGAACAAAUUAUUUCUCAUUUAUUUUACAUCUGUGCCAGGUUAAUGAUGAAUAAAUAGGGUUUGUACCUGGCUGGGAAUGUUUAUGACAUUUUUGCAAGAAUGAGCCAAGAGCGGUUUUGAUUAAGGGCUCUUGACCAAAGGUUAGGAAGGGCUUUCCAGCUUCUCUCCUCCAUUUGAGGAAUAAUCAUUUCUCAGGUUUGUGGGCCUCCAGUGCUGUCACACACUGUGGACUGAAUACAGAGAUUAAAUAGUUUUCUAAAGAUAGAAGCACGGACAACGUGAUAAUAUUUCCAGUGUACCUUCACAGAGGCUGACAAUGUCCUUGCACAUGACUAGCUCGCAGCAUCCUUGGGAUACAGCCUGCUUGUCUGCUUUUACUCCUUUUUCUCCUUCAAAUCAAUAGUGUUGUGUGGAUCCUGUGCUGCCAGGAGCUGGUUACUUCGUCUCCCUCAGGGGAACGUUAUGUAGUUCUGUGUGGUGUCUGCAGUGAGUCUGUAUGUCCAGGAAUCAAAAGUUACUAUGCACACACCAUACUGAAAUGCACUUAAGAUUGCAUUGUUUUCAGUCUCAGAGAAGGCAGCAUGGUGGGAUAUUCACCUUGCCUGACCUGAGCUGCUAAAAUCUGGGCUGUAGCUUCAUGGCAAUUCAAGCAGUGAUGGCUGGCUGUGCUGCCCAGUCCACUUCUCACGCUUCAGCCUUUCCUCCAUGUGAUCUCUGGCACUGGCUUGGUUGUGCACUGUGCUGUUUUGGCACUUCAAGCUGGCAAAACUUAACCUGGCAACAAAGACAACUGGCUCAUGCCAGCAGAGCCAUGGGAAUCUCAGAGUCAAAGCAAAGGAGGGGAACACAACAGGGCCCUUUUGGUGCCAGACGGCUCUUGAGUAGGCCCAGCAGUCCCCUGAAGCCUCAGCCAAGCUGGGAGGUGCUGCUGCUGGGGAUGAUGGACUCCUGUGGGGCAGGACAGCAGCACAGAGUGGUCACCCACCAUUAGUAUGAUCAGUAAUGAAGAACUUUGGCUGGAAAUACUAUACUCUCCUGUGACAAACCUGUGGAGCGAGAGCCUGAAGAUGCACCCAGCUGUGCCUCUGGGGGCUCUCAGGUCUAUAAAGCCCAUGUCUACUUCUGUGCGCAGAUAUGUACAAUAUCAGGCCCAAGGACUAUCCUGUUAAGUGCUUUAUUCUGAAUCAGCUUUAGUUGAAGCAGCUUAUUAGUCACUUGUGUGCUGUAUUCCUUGGAAGCAGUAAACUUUUUACACAUGCACUUGCUGCUUAAAUAUAUCUUAACUGCAAAUAUUCACAGUCAGGUAAUCCUCUAUCUCACAGUGUAUCAGCAGCUGGUCUUUCUCCUCUCCAGGUCUGCUAGCCAAGAAUAGCAACAAAGUCCUGUUUUUACUCCAUAAAGGUUGUCUGUCUUGAUUUCAGAUUGUAUCAUUUUAGGGAGGGAAGUCAUUCUGAAUUUCAGAGUUUUAAAGGCUGCUGAUCUCUUGGGAUUAUCUGGAGAAAUCAUUUGAGGCUUUCAGCUACAAUGAGUGGGGAAUUUAUAUUUAUUAAGCUUUGUUCCAGAUUUCCAUCAGGCUCAUAUUAAGUGUUUCUUAAUUGGCUGUAAAUUAUAAUAAUGGCCAAGCAGAGCAUGAAAAAGAUGUGCUGCAUACCACUAAACAAAGGCACUAUUACUGUUAUUUAGUAGUCUCUUCCGUCAAGUCACAAUGCAGCUGCCCCUUGUUACUGGUUGGCCGUGCACCAGUCCAACUGGGCAGUGGUCUCUGCACAUUCUUCAUGUCAAGCAAAUACAAGCAAUAUGACAAAGGCUUAAACCAUUAGCAUUACGUCAGUCUGAAUUUGCUAUAGACCAAGGAGCCAUGCAUUAAUUAUACUUAUUACUGUGAUGUUUGACAAUUUACUGAGCUAACAUCCCUGUGUGUGUGAGUAGUAACUGCCCUUCAGUGGCCAGCGUUGGCACAUACUGACUUAAGGGUGAAAACACUCUGACAGUGCUUCUCUAUUGCAGAUACCAGAACUUCUUUUAUUCCUUGUUGAAUACAGGAAGGAAUGACAUUUUUGCACUGCCAUCAAAUAAUCAAUAAUUUAGCCUUUUGCUAAAUUCUGAGGUAGAUUUAGCAGUAUAAUAUGCCACAUAAGUUGCAGCACCUGAUGCUGUUUUGUCUUGUGGCUUCUUAUUCUUGCUGCUUUCCACUGAGGGAGACAACUCAGAAACCUGAGUGAUGGAAGUAUUUUAAUGAUUGCACCAUUAAUUCAUGGUACCGUGGCAAGAGGGCAUCAGAAUGAAUAACGCUAAUGGCUGGGACAGGGUAUUCUAGUCUAAGACAAGAUUAUGGAUUUUUAGUUCUUCAGUAUUUGCUUUAGUCCCUGACAAGGGAGGUUUUGUCACAGCAGGUCAACAUCCUGAUAGGUUUUUCAGCUCUUGGCUCAGCUGUGAGUUGUUUCCCUAACAAAACCUUUCUACUUUUUAUUGUAUAUAUUGGUAGUGCUUAGGUACAGAAUCAUCCCUAAGUUCUUGUGAAACUGAAAUGCAGUAGCAGAAUUUUCUGUGUUUUAUAUGCAUAUUUUAUACAGUAGCUUUGGAUGUAUUCUUUAUGUUAAUAUUCUUAAUGCUCUUUUCUUUCAGUAUUAAAUUAAAUUUAUUUUAAAAUAUUCACUGUAUUUUAUUCUACCAGAGUUAGAUGGAGGGAAAGUUAUAUGAUCACACACAGAAUGGCUGAGGGUGGAAGGGACCUUGGAGAUCACCUGGUCCAAGCCCCCUUCUCAAGCAGGGACAUCUUGAACACGUUACACGUUAUCACAUCCAGGCAGGUUUUGAAUAUCUCCAGAGAAGAAGACUGCACAAUCCCGCCUAGCAAUGCGUUCCAGUGCUCUGUACCCUCACAGUACAGAAUUUUUCCUCAUAUUCACUUGGAAUUUGCAGUAUUUCAGUUUGUGCCUCCAGCCUCUUGCCCUGUCUCUGGGUACCAUUGAAGUCUGGUCCCAUCCUCUUGACACCGUCCCUUAAGAUAUUUAUAAGUUUAGAUAAGAUCCCCUUCUCUUCAGACUAAACAGGCCCAGCUUUUCUUCCUGAGAGGUGCUGCAGUCUCCUACUCAUCCUUGUAGCUCUUUGCUCUCCAGUAGCUCCAUGUCUCUGUACUGCAGGCCCAGCACUGGACACAGCACUCCAUGUGUCCCUCCUCUGGGGCUGAGUAGAGAGGGAUCAACUCCCUCAACUUCUUGGCUGUACUUUUCCUAAUGCACCCCUAAAAUAACAAUAAUGCAACCCAAAGUCAUUUGUGGGGGUAUCUGACUGAUUUCUAGAAGGGUAUUUUCAUUAAUCUUUUGGACAGGCUUUCGUAGAUUUGCUUUCCUAAGGCAGAGCUAACAGAACAGCUCUGCUUCUGGUUUAGGUCAAGAAAUACAAGCAAGGAGACUGGUAAAUGGCGAGGUUCUACAUGGAACUACUGCUAAGGGAUGCCAAGUGCAUGUUUUCUUCUUUUCCAGAGCUGUGUCAAAAUGUAAUUAUUUCCAUAGUAGCUGCUUUUUUGUUGUUUGUUUGUUUGUUUUUCCUCCCAGAGGUUUCGUUGUCUCUCAAAAGGUGCACUGUUUGCAUUCUUUUCUGUUCCAAUCUCUUCAAUGCCAUUGUCCAAGCAGAGCUUACCCACCCCUGGAGCUGCUAUCAUAGAUUUCCUCAAGCACCAAACUGUGUAGAGCUGCUGGCACAGGCUCUGCUGCUGCUGUUCCCAAACAGGACCUCUACAAUUCUCUCAGUCCUGAAUUUAUUUAUGUUUUCAGAUGUGAACUUGAUAUUGUCUGUUUGCACAUGAGUAGCGUGAGUGCAGCCUAACAUAGAAGUGUCUCUACGCGGGAUUUAGGAGGAGGCAUGGGAAGCCCCUCAAACGUGUGUGUGCUUUUAUUACAGAAAACCAAGAUGAAGUUGUAUUGUUGAGACAUCUGUUAGCUGGGUUAUGUUAUGCUUUGUUUUCAUGUUUUAAGUGCCUAAUGAUUUUUUGGUUGUCACAGAGGCAAUGGUUUCACUGGUAUAAUGCAUACUUGGAAUUCUGCACUUGUUAUUUGCUCUGUAAUAGAAUAUUUUUGCAGUUUCUGUUUGGAAAUAAAGACUUAUUGGGCAUAA
Coturnix japonica (Japanese quail) is the source of this 8649-nucleotide messenger RNA. It is a transcript of the gene ST8SIA6, whose product is annotated as ST8 alpha-N-acetyl-neuraminide alpha-2,8-sialyltransferase 6. The record is from RefSeq and is a predicted model, not a curated record. Gene Ontology annotation, biological process: oligosaccharide metabolic process; N-glycan processing. NCBI's taxonomy places the organism in Eukaryota, Metazoa, Chordata, Aves, Galliformes, Phasianidae. Gene Ontology annotation, molecular function: alpha-N-acetylneuraminate alpha-2,8-sialyltransferase activity.